CCUCGCGCCGCGCCCGCGCCCACCAUGCCGCCGCCGCCGCUGCUCCUGGCUGCGCUGACCCUGCUGGCCGCCGCUGCCGCGCGCCCGGGUUGCGAGCGCGCCUCCGACCCCGCGGGUGAAUGCCGCAGGCCGACGGUGGCAGACAGCGCCGCCUGCGUGGACCUGCAGCUCAGUUCCUGUGCGGACGCCGCCUAUAGCCAGACGGCCUUUCCCACCCUCCUGGAGCAGCGGUCGCGGGAGGCGGUGGAGUCCAGCUCCGAGUACAUCCUGCUGAGCGUCCUGCACCACCUCCUGGAGGGCCAGUGCAACCCGGACCUGCGGCUGCUGGGCUGCGCCGUGCUGGCCCCCCGCUGCGAGGGCGGCCGUGUGCGCAGACCCUGCCGGCACGUCUGCGAGGGCCUGCGGGAGGCCUGUCAGCCGGCCUUCGACGCCAUCGACAUGGCCUGGCCCUACUUCCUGGACUGCGCCCGCUACUUUGCCCCGGAGGAGGAAGGCUGCCACGACCCUCUGGAGACGCUUCGGGGGGACCUGGAGGCCGAGGAGGCCCUGCCCUCGGACCUGCCGCCCAACUUCAUUCGCUUCGCCCACCACUCCUAUGCCCAGAUGGUGCGGGUGCUGAAGCGGACAGCGACCCGCUGCGCCCAGGUGGCCAAGACGUACAGCAUCGGGCGCAGCUUCGACGGCAAGGACCUGCUGGUCAUCGAGUUCUCAGGCCGCCCUGGCCAGCAUGAGCUGAUGGAGCCCGAGGUGAAGCUGAUUGGCAACAUCCAUGGCAACGAGGUGACUGGGCGGGAGAUGCUCAUCUACUUGGCCCAGUACCUGUGCUCCGAGUACCUGCUGGGCAAUCCCCGCAUCCAGCGCCUGCUCAACACCACCCGCAUCCACCUGCUGCCCUCCAUGAACCCCGACGGCUACGAGGUGGCCGCGGCCGAGGGUGCUGGCUACAAUGGAUGGACAAGCGGGAGGCAGAAUGCACAGAAUCUGGACCUGAAUCGCAACUUCCCCGACCUGACGUCUGAGUACUACCGGCUGGCCUCGGUGCGCGGCGCGCGCAGUGACCACAUCCCCAUCCCGGAGCACUACUGGUGGGGUAAGGUGGCCCCUGAGACGAAGGCCAUCAUGAAGUGGAUGCGCACGGCGCCCUUCGUGCUCUCGGCCAGCCUGCACGGCGGGGACCUGGUGGUGUCCUACCCCUUCGACUUCUCCAAGCAUCCUCUGGAGGAGAAGAUGUUCUCGCCCACGCCCGACGAGAAGAUGUUCAAGCUGCUGGCCAGAGCCUAUGCCGAUGUCCACCCAAUGAUGAUGGACAGGUCGGAGGACAGGUGUGGGGGCAACUUCCUGAAGCGGGGCAGCAUCAUCAACGGCGCCGACUGGUACAGCUUCACGGGAGGCAUGUCCGACUUCAACUACCUGCACAGCAACUGCUUCGAGAUCACGGUGGAGCUGGGCUGCGUGAAGUUCCCCCCCGAGGAGGCCCUCUACGGACUCUGGCAGCACAACAAGGAGCCGCUGCUGAGCUUCCUGGAGAUGGUGCACCGGGGCAUCAAAGGUGUGGUGAUGGACAAAUUUGGCAAGCCAGUCAAGAACGCCCGCAUCUUGGUCAAAGGCAUCCGCCACGACAUCACCACAGCCCCAGACGGUGACUACUGGCGACUGCUGCCCCCGGGCUCCCACAUCGUCAUCGCCCAAGCCCCCGGCUACUCCAAAGUCAUGAAGAGGGUCACCAUCCCCCUCCGCAUGAAGAGGGCCGGCCGUGUGGACUUCAUUCUCCAGCCUCUGGGGACAGGACCCAAGAAGUUCCUCCGAGAGCUUCAGAGAACGGCGCCCGCCUCUCGGGACCCACUGGGCCGGGGUGGCCUGCAGGACGAGCCGCUGCCGCCGGAACUCGAGCCCCCCGGCGCCCGCAGGCAGCCCGCGGCCAGCGGCAGCAAGCCCUGGUGGUGGUCCUACUUCACCUCCCUGAGCCCGCACCGGCCGCGCUGGCUGCUCAAGUACUAGGGCACCCAUCGCACCUGCCCUCGGUGCCCAGACCAGCCCCUCGGUGCCCCAGGCCCCUGGCUCUUGAUUUUAUCUGGCACAGACGUGGCACAGCCGCUGCGGCUUCAU
This is a messenger RNA of Sciurus carolinensis (gray squirrel), 2106 nucleotides long. RefSeq names its product carboxypeptidase Z (gene Cpz). Gene Ontology annotation, molecular function: metallocarboxypeptidase activity; protein binding; zinc ion binding. Bases 25 to 1998 code for a protein of 657 amino acids. The transcript is spliced from 11 exons. Gene Ontology annotation, biological process: proteolysis. The record is from RefSeq and is a predicted model, not a curated record. Lineage: Eukaryota; Metazoa; Chordata; Mammalia; Rodentia; Sciuridae.